AUGAGCAGCAGUAGCAGCAACGAUCCUCGACGAGUGUCUUUAUUCAAUCGUUGGGCUCAGAAGCAGAAUGAGCCGGUAACUGGCUUUGAAGGUCUCAAUGAAGAAGAGAUAAUGGAAUACAAGGAAGCGUUUCGAUUGUUCGACAAAGACGGCAACGGUUCGAUUUCGUCGAAAGAAUUGGGUGUGGCGAUGCGAUCGCUCGGCCAGAAUCCCACCGAACAAGAGCUUCUCGACAUGGUCAACGAGGUCGAUAUCGAUGGAAGCGGCACGAUUGAUUUCGGCGAGUUCUGCCAAAUGAUGAAGCGCAUGAACAAAGAGAACGAUAGCGAGAUGAUUCGCGAGGCGUUCCGCGUAUUCGAUCGCGAUGGAAACGGAUUCAUCACAGCUGAAGAGUUCCGCUACUUCAUGACACACAUGGGCGAGCAGUUCAGCGAUCAAGAGGUUGAUGAGAUCAUCGCCGAAAUUGAUAUCGACGGUGACGGACAGAUCGACUACGAAGAAUUCGCGUCAACCUUCUCCCACUAA
This is a messenger RNA of Caenorhabditis bovis, 525 nucleotides long. The record is from the annotation of a GenBank genome assembly. NCBI's taxonomy places the organism in Eukaryota, Metazoa, Nematoda, Chromadorea, Rhabditida, Rhabditidae.